GCGCUUUUUCUCUCUGCUGACGCCGCCGCCGCCGGGAGCCGUACCCCGGGAGAGCCCCCCAGCCCUUAUCAAACCCUAAAUCAAAAACUAUCCAAAAAAAUCCGCAAAAAACUAGAAAAAAUCCCAAAAAUCACCACUUGAUUGGAGAUGGCGGCGCAAGGGCAGGCGGCGGCUGGAUCCGCGUCCGAGUCUGGCGGCUCACCGGCUGCCUCAGCUGCUGCAGCGGCGGCGGCUGCGUUCCCGGCGACUUCUCUCUACGUGGGUGACCUGCACGAGAGCGUUCAGGACGCACAGCUCUUCGACGUCUUCAGCCAGGUCGGCGGCGUCGUCUCCGUGCGCGUCUGCAGAGACAUCAACUCCCGCAAGUCGCUCGGCUACGCCUACGUCAACUACAACAACACUAGCGACGUUUGGAGCCCCUGCCCUUCUUUAUUCUUUUUGGCCUUGUAUUGAUCAGAGAUCUAUUGCAGCUGCACGGGCACUUGAACUGCUUAACUUCACUCCUAUCAAUGGAAAGCCUAUCAGGAUCAUGUAUUCUAACCGUGACCCCAGCUCGCGCAAAAGCGGUGCAGGAAAUAUAUUUAUUAAGAAUCUUGAUAAGUCAAUAGACAACAAAGCUUUAUAUGACACGUUCUGUGCAUUUGGGAAUAUCCUUUCAUGUAAAAUUGCAACAGACCCCUCAGGAGAAUCAAGGGGAUAUGGUUUUGUUCAGUUUGAGAUGGAUGAAUCCGCUCAGUCUGCCAUUGAUAAACUCAAUGGUAUGCUUAUCAAUGACAAGAAAGUGUAUGUUGGACCUUUUGUUCGUAAGCAGGACAGGGAAAAUGUCUCGAACAAUAUCAAAUUCAGUAAUGUGUAUGUGAAGAAUCUGUCCGAUACUGUUACUGAUGAUGAGUUGAAGGAGAUGUUUGGAAAAUAUGGAACCAUAACAAGUGCUGUUGUUAUGCGGGAUAGUGAUGGAAAUUCUAGGUGUUUUGGAUUUGUCAAUUUUGAAAAUGCAGAUGCUGCUGCUCAGGCUGUUCAAGAGUUGAAUGGCAAGAUAUUCAAUGAUAAGGAACUGUAUGUUGGAAGAGCACAAAAGAAGUCUGAAAGAGAGAUGGAGUUGAAGGAGAAAUUUGAAAAGAAUAUUCAAGAGGUAGCUGAGAAGUUCCAAAACACUAACUUGUAUCUGAAGAACUUAGAUGAUAACAUUGAUGAUGAAAAGUUGCGUGAAAUCUUUGCUGAGUAUGGCAAUAUUACUUCUUGCAAGGUUAUGCGGGAUUCUUAUGGUGUUAGCAGAGGGUCUGGAUUUGUUUCUUUCAAAUCUGCUGAAGAUGCUAACCGAGCUCUUACCGAGAUGAAUGGCAAAAUGGUUGGAAGCAAGCCCCUUUAUGUAGCUCUUGCACAGCGUAAAGAUGACAGAAAGGCAAAGCUACAGGCACAGUUUUCACAAAUGCGUCCUGUUGCAAUGGCACCUUCAGUAGGUCCUCGCAUGCCCAUGUUUCCACCUAGUGUUCCUGGAGUUGGUCAGCAGCUGUUUUAUGGUCAGCCACCUCCAGCCUUCAUCAACCCUCAGGCUGGAUUUGCUUUCCAGCAACCUAUGAUGCCUGGUAUGAGGCCUGGUGGUCCAAUGCCGAACUUUAUGAUGCCUAUGGUUCAGCAGGGACAGCAACCGCAACGUCCUGCUGGUAGGCGUGCUGGGUCUGGUGGAAUGCAGCAGCCCAUGCCAAUGGGUAGUCAGCAACAGAUAUUCCCUAGAGGUGGUCGUGGCUACCGCUAUGCUACUGGACGUGGAAUGCCUGAUCCUGGCAUGCAUAAUGUUGGUGCUGUGAUGCCAUCUCCAUAUGAGAUGGGAGGGAUGGCAAUGAGAGAUGCUGGUGUCUCACAACCUGUUCCAAUUGGGGCACUAGCCACUGCGCUUGCUAACGCCUCACCAGAUCAGCAAAGACUGAUGCUUGGUGAGAACCUGUAUCCUCUUGUUGAACAGCUGGAGCGUGAGCAGGCUGCCAAGGUCACUGGCAUGCUUUUGGAGAUGGACCAGACGGAGGUUCUUCACCUGCUGGAGUCGCCAGAUGCUCUCAAGGCUAAGGUUGCUGAAGCCAUGGAGGUUCUCCGCUCAGCCCAGCAUCUCCAGCAGAGCAAUGCCUCCACCGAGCAGCAGCUGGCUAAUCUAUCACUGAAUGAUGGCGUCCUCUCCAGCUGAAUGUUUCUGAUGAUUCAGAAAUUGCUGGCAAUUUUUGCUUGAUACCUAUCUCUAGAAUGCAAUUACUUUGUUUACUUUAUUGGAAUUUUAGGUGCUGCUCUAUAAUUAGCUGAACUAGGGGGUGGAUUUAAUUGCCUUGAAUUGGUUAUUUUGGUUAUAUGAAUAUGUUAUGUCGGAGCUCAGGUCUGUCAUUUUGGUAUAUGGUUAUGUUAGCCCUUGUCCGUUUAUCACCCGAAUUAUCACAGAUUGAAUUUUAGAGCGUCAUUGCUUUUCUA
Molecule: messenger RNA, 2454 nt
Organism: Zea mays
Lineage: Eukaryota; Viridiplantae; Streptophyta; Magnoliopsida; Poales; Poaceae
Product: Polyadenylate-binding protein 2
Exons: 9
Coding region: 530-2179 (549 amino acids)
Molecular function (GO): RNA binding
Source: RefSeq, a predicted model, not a curated record